AUGUCGACGCGCGGACGAUCGCGAGCUCGAGGCCGACCGCCGAAGUCCCAAUCUGGCGGUCGCGGCUCCACGAAGAAGCCGCGGUACCUUUAUGCUGGCGGUCACGCAAGCACUGUCCAAUACAGACAAAGGCUGCGGGAGGGCCUGCGUCAAGAUGCUUACGCCGACACAGAGACUGAUUCUGAGCCCUCGGAGAGUGACCUGGUCGACUUCGAUAUGAAGUACGAAGAUGCCGAUCUCACCGAUAACAUCAAGAUGGAGAUGGACUCUUGGAAAGCAUCGUCUGACGAGGAUCGCGACGAUGACGAGGAUUAUACAGAGGGUACAGAACGAGCGCUGGAGAAGAGUUUACCUGAGGAGCGUCGGAGAACUCACCGAAGACCCGUCACUCCGGUGUUCCUGCAGGAUCGCGAGAAGCCCGCCUUGAUCCUGCCCCCAUCCUCCGAGGAUCUCUUGCUCCCACCUCAGUAUGUCAUGAGAGCUUUGAACGUUUAUGAAGUUAUUCGUCGCUUCAGCAACACUCUCCGUUUGACGCCGUUUACAUUCGAGGACUUCUGCGCCGCUUUGGACUACUCGGAACACUCGGUGCUCCUCAGUGAAUGCCACAUCAGUAUCCUGAAAGCGGUGCUUCGGGAAGCCGACUCUCUCAAUACACACUUUGGUCCUCAAGAUCUGAAAGAUUCCAUCAACAUCCAUUUUUAUCUCAUCGACCAUGUCACUUGGCCAGCUGCUCUCCAACUGUAUCUCCUCGCUGAUCCCGAGCAUCGACCAACUCUGCUUUCAUUCCUCGGCUUGCCCGCGGAUCACGAUGAUGCGAAAGCCUCAGAUUUGACAUGUUUCCAGUCCGAAUAUCCGCUGAAUGUUGGCAUCGAAUGUCGGCUCGAUAUCUUGGAGUUCCUCGUCAAUCAGUUCCUGAGUACAGCCGCCGUUCGAGACGAGACGAUCCGAGAGGGAGUACCAGACCACGACGACCACUGUCGGGUGUGCCACAAACUGGGUGAUCUCCUCUGUUGUGAACGAUGUCCCGCAGUUUUCCACUUGGGCUGUCUCGACCCGCCUCUCGAAGAGGUCCCAUCAGAGGAGUGGAUAUGUCCGGUGUGUGAAACGAAUUCCGUUCCGGGAGUCACCGACUGCAUUACUGAUAUGGAGAGAGCUGGACUAUUAGCCCGUCAUGCAAUGCUCGGAUUUGACCGCGAAGGUCGCAAAUAUUGGUUCCUGGCGCGACGCAUUGUAGGGGAGGGGACUGAGGAGAACGAAAGCGAGAACGAUGUCCGUUACUACUCAACCGUGACCCAGCUGCAUGAGCUCCUGUGUUAUUUCGACGCCGACGACUACGAAUCCGAGCUCGUGAGAGCCAUCAACGAGCAGCUGCCAGAGAUAGAACGUCAGAUGAAAAUCACGAUGGAUCUCACGAGCGCUGCCAACAAGACUUCUAGGAAGAGUUGGUUAGAGGAGAAUCAAGCAGACGUGGAAACAAGGAUCAAAGUCCAUAACGAGAGCCUCGUAAGUUUUUCUCUCGCUCGUUCGAUCAAGGAAGAACCGGUUGAAAUGCAGACCCGUAGCAAGACAGCCGCUCAAAGUCAAGCACCCUUCAAAUUGGGUUCGGAAGGCAGCUUCAAAAGCUACUCCAAAGUCUACACGAAUCACACUCUCGCUUUGAAUAAGCAUCAGCAUGCGGAGGAGAGAGACAAGAAACGCCAUUUAUCGCACAAAUUCUCAUUGACGCCGGCGUCUGAGUUCAAAUGGGUUUUCGGUCCAAGUGAGUGUCAAACCAGCUCCGUGACGGAUCUGACAUCCGUCCUCGGCACGAUACGGAAUACGAUCAUUCACUUGGAAUCUCAGCUGGGGAGCUGUUUGUUCCAUCCUCAAUGGGCUUCGAGUUUCCGCGCAGAAUGGCUGCAAGCGGUAAACAAAAGCGCGAGGACUCGGGACUACGUCAAAGCACUCCAGCUGCUCGAGAGCGUGAUCAAACCUUGCGCGCUAGUCUCGUCUUGGACAGAGUGCCUGGGGCAUACCUUCCUCCGACGGACUACGCUAGUCGAGCGCGAGGAGAAGAAGAGGCAGGACAGGAAGGAACGCCGAGGAAUCGCCGGAUUCAUGGCUCUCUAUUCGGGAAUCACAGAGGAUGGCGAAGAUGUGAGCGAUCGGUCAUUGUGGUGUAAAUACACCCUGGGUCUGAAACACCAGGUUUGGAAGCAGAAAGGCGAGGAGUUCCGGAUUACGGGUACAGGUGGCUGGUACUGGAAUUCCCGUACAAGGGUAGUCCGUCUCUCGCCGAUGGGGAAACAAGGCCUCCGUGCAGGCCCGGCCAAAGUAAGCAUCUACAUUCCGAGCACGGACUCCUACCGUACCGUGGACGCGGCGAAGCUGGAAAACGCGUCUGUGACUAAAUCAUCGGGCGAGAUCGCGGAACUGACUGGACCGAGCUUGAUCAGAGCGAUCUGCGAUCAGCACACGCCAAAAAUUGAGGAAGUCAUCGAUGUUGGGGAAGCUCUCCUCGACCCGAAAAGGAAAUUCUACCCAAGGCUCACGGCGGGGAAAGCGAGUCUAGACUCCUUGCUGGAGAAAAGAGUGAAUUUCGGAAAAGACGUCAAGAAGGAGACCGGAAAAUGCGGCUCCGAGAAAAUGCUGCCCCCCGGUUUGACGUGUUACAGCUGCACGGAAGCCACCCGUAAACAAUGUUAUUCGCCGUUGUGCCGAGCCCACGUCAAGCUGGAGCUCGAGAGCAGCAAACGAGGUGAUACCAGACAGAAAUUCGAUCUCGGACUGCGUCAAGGACUUCAGAAGAGGACCGUACGGAAGAAGACCCUGCCUCCAAUCCAAACAUUCACAACGAACCUCGGGAAACGACGAUCGGUGCUGGUACUCGAUAAGGUGGACUACAGAAGAUUAUCGCGGAAAGGCGGCCUAGGCGAAGUUCAAGGCUUCAAUUAUCAAUCUAAGCCCAACAGUGAGGUGUGGAACUACGGGUCGUCUCCAAGACCGGUCCUCCGCACCACGUGGCGGUGGCGGAACACGCAGAGUCUCCACAACAGCUGCAGCUGGAUAGCUCUCCAAUUGAGGAUCCUGUGGCAUUGUCUGAAGUGGGACGAUAUCGCCAUGAAACCUCCGCCCGGCGGAUCCAACACGGUGACAACCGACUCUCAGGUCGAGACGAGUGAACUUGUGAAGCGUCGCGAUCUCCCUCCCUAUUUCCUACGAUCCGAGUACCUCGUGAGGAAGAUCACGGUCCCGAUCGACCUGCCGACAAAGCCGCGGGAGAAAACGACUCCACAGCGGAGUGGUCUCCGGGAGAGACGACGUCCGGAAUCGCCCCAGAACAAAGGACCGCAAAUAAGCGAGCUCUGGACACCUGAGGAACAUCUGGAAAUCUGGGAGCUGAAGAUUUUCCAGGAAAAAUUGGAAAAGCAGAUCAAGGACCGACAGCAGGAGAAAUUUCGACAUCCGCACCGGCUGACUUCCGAUGACCUACGACAAGCAACCACGGUCGUCUCGAGCGGAGUCACAACCCCGAUCAACUCGAGCAGCAUCAUCGGGGUGAAAGUUGUUGGACCAGGAAAAAGUCCGGCGGAGAUACGAGCAACCAUGGAAGCCAACCUUCGCGCUCAACGCCUCGCACAUCAGAACAAUAAGAAAAUACUGUCAGUCACCUCGGCUACCACGAAUACCACCGGAACCGUUGUCGUUAGCGGUGGCGGCAUCUUCAGCGGACAAGGCGGGACCGUCAUGCAGACAACAAUCGGGGGUCUCGGUGUGCGAAGAAUCGUCGCGCAGGCCGGGCAGGGACAAACAGCUCAAGUGCAAACUCUUAGGAAUGCUGGUCCGAGACAGAUCAUUAUACGCCCUGCCGCUGCUAAUGCGACAGUCAUCGCAUCUGGUUCAGGCACUCGAAUGGUAUCUCCUACGAUCGGAGCCGUCAUUAGGCAAGGAGGAGUUCGUCCUCAGGUCCAGAUCGUUCAAGGCCCGAACGGCCAACUCACAGUUAGAGGACUCCAGCCGGGUCAGCAACUACUCAAGUUGCCUGACGGACGACUCCAACUUGUCAACAUCAACCAGCAAAAACCGAUGACCCUGCAAGCCGCAGGACAGCCCGUCCAGAAGAUCAUGAUCCAGGCCGCACCAACCGGUCAGCCAGGAGCGACCGGUCAGAGGUUCAUUCAGAUACGUCCGGCCUUGCCCGUCGGAACACCGCAGUUGCAGCCUACCGCCGUUCGUGCUGUGAAGAUCAUUCAGGCUGCCCAGCCCGGGGCCUCUCCUGUCCUCAUGGGUGUUUCACAGGCCGGCUCAAUAAUCCAAACCGGAUCUGGUCAAACCGUCCAAGUGGUACAAGCGAGUUCCGGUCAGGCAAUGGUGCUCAAUGCCGGUACCGUACUAACGACCAGCGCAGGACAAGGAUCCGGUGCCACCACGAUCGUCCAUCCGGGCGGAGGUCAGCUCCCGCAAAAGGUUGUCCUGAGUUCCUUGGGUCAGACUCCGCAGCUCAUAGUGACCAACGCUCCAUCAUCGAGUGUUCAACCGAUUAAAACCGAAAUCAAGAAGGAAGUCGCUCCGAAUUCUUCGGCGCCGACCCCGAUGACGCCGAAGAUAAUUGUGGCUUCUCAGCCGUUGGGUCCAAAGCUGGUGACGAACACUGUCGCACCGGUGCAAGUUGUUCGAGCUUCUCCGGUGGCGGCGAUCAAAAGCGGCGCCAACGCUCAGACCAUCGGGGCAGCUGGUGCCACCGCUCCGGGCGGCAGCACCACCUUUGUUCUGGCUCCUGCCGUUACUCAACAAAUCGCGAAGCAGAGUGGUGCUCAAGCCACUCGACCUCCAACGCCAAUUCAAAAUCGAUCGAAAGUCCCGUCACCUAUAAUGCCUUUAUUAAAGAAACAAACGUCAGUGCUAUCCCAAGUGGUGCUCCCAACCCCCGUAAAACCUGAGCCCCCCACUGAAGAAACGGCGGAUGCCAAGGCCUGUGAUCAAGUCAAAGUCUCGGUAGAAGCGGCUGCACCCACAGUCUCUCCGGCGACUGUGCAAGCCCCGAUCACAAACAGAUCGAAGCAAACAAGUGAACAGGUUGGAGCGGCUAUCGUCGUCCCCCAAUCGGAGAAGGAAGAGAAACGAGUACCUCCAACGCCUAUCCCGAAGCCGAAAUCGCGAGAUCCCGAGAGUCAGCGGAGAUUCCAACGGAGCAAAGCUCUGGUUAACCGCCAUGCUGACAUUCUUCGGAAAAGCAUCAUGCGCAAAAGAGCCCUCAUGGAGAAGAAGCUUGCCCUACAAAUUGAAAAUGAGGUUCACAUGGAGAAACAGAGAUUGGGUCUGCUGAAAACAGUUCAGCCACAGAAGCAGCAGCCGACGAAGUUUGCCACCAAUUCCCCAUCCCCGGCAACGAGCAAUGGCACGCAGCUCAAAAGCUCUUCACCCGCGGCCAAGAAGGUCCAACCGAAUGCCUCCGUGAAACCAACGCAGCUCAAAUCCCCUGGACAACCUGCGAGCAAGAAACGCGCGGCACCUGCUUCCAGCACCACCACUGCGGGUUUGCCUAGUGCACCCUGUCCGUCGUCGUCUCCGAACAAGAAGAAGGCCCGAGUUGGAGCCACCCCCAGCACAGAAGACUCGACGGUGUAUUGCAUUUGCAAGCGGCGCUACGAUCCCUCAAAAUUCAUGAUUGGCUGCGAUUUGUGCGAGAAUUGGUUCCAUAUUGCAUGUAUUGGCGUUACAGAAGCGGAAGCUCAGAAGAUGGAUGGCUGGGUUUGUCUGGACUGCAAGCAGAAGAAAUCCGAAGCCGCGGUUGAAUUGUUUUGCAUAUGUCGGACUCCAUAUGACGAGUCGCAAUUCUACAUCUACUGCGAUAGUUGUCAAGGCUGGUUCCACGGUCGAUGCGUCGGGGUGCUCCAAUCGGAGGCCAGCAGCAUCGAUGUUUAUAUUUGUCCAGACUGUAGGGUGAAAACAGGAGAGGAUGAAGAAAGCCUCCAAUUAAUGAGCAAGCCGUUGACCAAAGUCGAUUUGGAUAAUCUCAAGAAGCUUCUGCUCGCCGUUCGGAACCAUAAACAGGCUUGGCCCUUCAAAGAACCAGUGAACCGAAGACAAGCUCCCGAUUAUUAUAAGGUUAUCAAGCACCCGAUGGAUCUCCGCACCAUUGAGCAAAAUUUGACUGCAUCAAAAUACACGACGCUGCAGCAGUUUGUGAUUGACAUGACUCUCGUUUUCGAUAACUGUCGGUACUACAAUUCGAAGGAGAGUACCUUCUAUUCGUGUGCUGAUCUCCUCGAGGCGUUCUUUGUACAGAGAAUGAAGCUUUACAAGGAGGCUCUACAGAGAAGGAUGUAG
Messenger RNA from Galendromus occidentalis (western predatory mite), 6309 nucleotides. It is a transcript of the gene E(bx), whose product is annotated as nucleosome-remodeling factor subunit NURF301 E(bx). Gene Ontology annotation, cellular component: NURF complex. Gene Ontology annotation, molecular function: RNA polymerase II cis-regulatory region sequence-specific DNA binding. Gene Ontology annotation, biological process: regulation of transcription by RNA polymerase II. The transcript has 34 exons. The record is from RefSeq and is a predicted model, not a curated record. The coding region runs from base 1 to 6309 and encodes 2102 amino acids. NCBI's taxonomy places the organism in Eukaryota, Metazoa, Arthropoda, Arachnida, Mesostigmata, Phytoseiidae.